AUGACCGAUCCAAAAGUUGUGCAAUUAAAGAGAACGAGAGACAAUUUCGAGAACCAUAUUGACUAUCUCAGAAGCAAAAAAAACAAGAAAAUCGCUCCAUCUCAACCAGGGCUUGAUGUAAGAGAGAAUGUAAUUAUUCCAAAUAUUAGAAAUACAUUGUUGGAGAAGGAUGGAAAUGUACAAGAAACUAUUGAAGAUUUUUCAUCUACAGCAGAUAGAGCAUUACCAAAUCAUGACAUCACCAUUCCACCCCUCUCACCAAGAUCUACACGGUUGCACGAAUUUGAUAAGGGUAUUAUGUCAUCUUCAAUCGAUUCUACAUCUCUUGCUUCCUCAAACGACCUUCAAGAAACUAUUGAAGAUAUCAAGAAUGCAAGACAAAUUAGACAUCUUUCAAUCCAAAAAACAGUUCAGAGACGCAACGAGAUGAUCAAGGAAAUUAGAGACCAAAAAGAGGAAAGAGCACAAGCUAUCAAAUUUCAAAAUAAUGUGUUGAGCAUGAUGGCAAAUUCUUUUCAAAAGCAACAAAUGUUCAAUAAUUUGAUUAUGAUGAAACUUUUUAACAUUAAUCCAUCUCAAGUAUGA
Messenger RNA from Naegleria fowleri, 585 nucleotides. RefSeq lists its product as uncharacterized. The coding region runs from base 1 to 585 and encodes 194 amino acids. The record is from RefSeq and is a predicted model, not a curated record. Lineage: Eukaryota; Heterolobosea; Eutetramitea; Acrasida; Naegleriidae. The transcript has a single exon.